AUGAGUGAGAAUGUGUUGAAUGUAAUGAAUUACGGUGCAAUUGGAGAUGGAAAAAGAGACGAUUCUCAAGCAUUUCUCAGAGUCUGGGAAGCUGCUUGCCAAACUACUCAAGUUCCAAAAGUGUUCAUCCCAAACAGAACUUUUCUGUUAAAGCCCCUCACCUUUUCCGGUCCUUGCAAAUCUUCCCUCAUCUAUUUUCAGAUAAUGGGGAAAAUUGUGGCUCCAAAUUCAAAAAAUGCUUGGUCGGGUCGACCCACGAAUACAUGGUUGUUCUUCUACGGAAUCAACGGGCUUUCUCUAUCCGGGUCGGGGCAGUUCGACGGGCAAGGGUCGAUUUGGUGGAGCAAUCCUUGCAUGCAUAAUUCUGCACAAAAUGCUGCUGGAAAGUGCAAGGCUCCAGCUGUGGUAACGUUUAAGAGAUGUAACAAUCUUAAAAUCAAUGGUCUCACUUACAUCAAUCCAAUGAAUAAUCAUAUGCAACUAACAACUUGUAAAAACGUGAACAUUUCUCACAUUCGGAUAAACGCACCCAAAAAUAGUCCUAACACCGAUGGCAUUGAUAUUGCAAACUCCCAUUCGGUUAAGAUUCGCAAUUCAGUCAUAACCACAGGCGAUGAUUGCAUUGCUAUAAGUGGAGGCUCGUCAGAUAUAGACAUUAGCGGCAUCUUUUGUGGUCCAGGCCAUGGCAUUAGCGUGGGGGCAUUGGGACACGGAGGAUAUGAUGUUGUGGAAAACGUGAAAGUAUACAACUGUACAUUUAAAGAAACCUUAACCGGAGUUAGGAUCAAAAGUUGGCAGGGCGGAGAAGGUUAUGUAAGGAAUGUUUCAUUCAGCCGGAUUAAGUUCAUUGCGGUCUAUAAUCCCAUAAUUAUUGACCAAUAUUAUUGGUUACUCUUCUAUUGGAAGACAUCGGCGGUUAAAGUGAGUGACGUAUCGUUUACCUCAAUAGUUGGGACUUCAAAUAUGGAUCAAGUAAUAAACCUGAGUUGCAGUAAGUCUUUCGGAUGCACCAACAUCGUAUUAGAUCGUAUAGAUAUUUCGUUAGCAACAAAAGGGAGAAAGCCAUUUGCUACUUUCAUUAAUGCACAUGGGAAAGCUACCAAUACUAAGCCUGCAAUCAAAUGCUUACUUCCAUAG
Molecule: messenger RNA, 1137 nt
Organism: Impatiens glandulifera
Lineage: Eukaryota; Viridiplantae; Streptophyta; Magnoliopsida; Ericales; Balsaminaceae
Product: probable polygalacturonase At3g15720
Exons: 9
Coding region: 1-1137 (378 amino acids)
Biological process (GO): carbohydrate metabolic process
Molecular function (GO): polygalacturonase activity
Source: RefSeq, a predicted model, not a curated record